UAGCGGAAGGUGUGCUGCUGCACCGCUCCCUGUCUCUAGCUUGUCAUGGCCUCCUUGUUGUACCGACUUCGUUAUUUGACAGUGGCCAGUAUUCGCUUGACCCCAGUUCGUGGGAAGAAGCGCUGGUUACGCCCGUAUCUUCGGGCGUUGGAGGUUCAAAGGGAGCUGGAUGGACCUCCAAAGCCUGUACCAAGAUCACAGCAGCCGAACUUUGACUAUCAUGCAGAGAUUGUGGCAUUUUCACAGCGCCUACAUGAGAACUUUUCAGUACAAUUGCUGAAGACUGCAUUUGUGAACAGCUCAUAUGUAGCGCAGGAGGAAAGCCGACGUAGGGAAUUGGGAUUGGAUAAGGAAAUUGCUGCUUUAAAUUUACAGGAUAACCAGGAGCUCUCUAAACAAGGCUCUGACUUCACAGUCUCAUUCCUCCAGACAACCUUGAAGCAAGGUUUCCCCAAACUACCUGCAGCUGGCAUCUCGGCUCUGAUUGGCUACCUCACUAGUCAGAAUGUUCUUUGCCAUGUAGCACAAAAUCUUGCAGUGGAAGAUCUGACACUCAGUUCUGAAUGCCCCCUAUCUCCUGACACCAUACAGAAAACAUUCUAUGCAGUUAUUGGAGCUCUGCUUGAAAGCAGUGACCCUGAGAGGACUAGUUUGUUUAUAAGGGAUUUUCUGAUUACACAACUUAUUGGGAAGGACUUAUUUGACAUUUGGACCGUCGCAGAUCCCAUGUCAUUGCUGGUGGAAGAAUUGUCCAAGAGAGAUGUGUCCCUGCCAGAGCCAAGACUAACUAGACAGUCUGGAGCUAGCACUGUGCUACCUUUAUACUUUGUGGGCUUGUACUGUGAUAAAAAGCUGAUAGCAGAGGGUCCUGGGGAAUCGGUCAGUGCUGCAGAAGAAGAGGCUGCCCGUGUGGCUCUAAGAAAGCUGUACGGAUUCACAGAGAACAGGCGACCGUGGGAUUACUCUGUCCCCAGGCAAGAACCAGGAGUGAGGAAAGCCAGCAUCAGCAGCAGAUGAUCUUCCUUUGAUAAUACUUCUUUGCCAGAGCAAGAUGUCAAAGAAGUUAAUGCUUUGUCAAAACAGACUUGUUGAUUCAUCUGAGCUACGAAUCAUUUCAUUAAUAAAACAUGGACUGUAUAUUGCAGAGCUUUUCUUCUUCUUACAAUUGUUCAGUUAAGCUGGAGUUCAUUUGUGCAAUUUCUGUUUUUUAUAGAGAUUGUGAAAGAAAUUCAUAUAUAAUAAAAUGAUGCAUAGUAAAAUGUCAAAA
Messenger RNA from Bombina bombina (fire-bellied toad), 1267 nucleotides. It is a transcript of the gene MRPL44, whose product is annotated as mitochondrial ribosomal protein L44. The transcript is spliced from 4 exons. Gene Ontology annotation, biological process: primary miRNA processing; regulation of gene expression; rRNA processing. The record is from RefSeq and is a predicted model, not a curated record. Bases 46 to 1017 code for a protein of 323 amino acids. Lineage: Eukaryota; Metazoa; Chordata; Amphibia; Anura; Bombinatoridae. Gene Ontology annotation, molecular function: ribonuclease III activity; double-stranded RNA binding. Gene Ontology annotation, cellular component: nucleus.